This is a messenger RNA of Erigeron canadensis, 1269 nucleotides long. Its product is annotated as hydroxyproline O-arabinosyltransferase NOD3-like. The transcript has 8 exons. Gene Ontology annotation, molecular function: glycosyltransferase activity. The record is from RefSeq and is a predicted model, not a curated record. NCBI's taxonomy places the organism in Eukaryota, Viridiplantae, Streptophyta, Magnoliopsida, Asterales, Asteraceae. Bases 1 to 1083 code for a protein of 360 amino acids.
AUGCCAAGGAAAACUUUCAGCUGCAAAUCAUCAUUAUUUCUUAUUACGUUGGCGGUUGGUUCAUUUUUCGCAACAUAUAACUUAGUAACAAAGGCAGUUCACUAUAGAGAAGUGAAAUAUGGAGGGUAUUCUAGUGAUACUAUUGUUGGGAUGACUGAUAAUAUGAAAAGGCUAAGGAGUACUAAGGCGUUAUUCCAUGUUGCGUUAACAGCGACAGAUUCUACUUAUAGCAAAUGGCAGUGUCGUAUUAUGUAUUAUUGGUAUAAGAAAACGAAAGCUAUGCCUGGAUCAGAGAUGGGAAAGUUCACCAGGAUUUUGCAUUCGGGGCAAUCAGAUAAUCUGAUGGAUGAGAUACCAACUUUUGUGGUUGACCCCCUUCCACCAGGUUUAGAUCGAGGGUACAUAGUUUUAAAUCGACCUUGGGCCUUUGUCCAAUGGCUGCAGAGGGCUACUAUCGAAGAGGAAUACAUAUUGAUGGCUGAGCCUGACCACAUAUUUGUUAAUCCACUACCUAAUUUGGCUCGUGGAGAUUUUCCUGCCGCGUACCCCUUUUUUUACAUCAGGCCUCAACAAAAUGAAAACAUAAUCAGGAAAUAUUAUCCGAAGGAAUAUGGGCCAGUAACUAAUAUUGACCCAAUUGGUAAUUCUCCGGUUAUCAUACGAAAGGAUAUACUUGAAAAGAUUGCCCCCACAUGGACGAAUGUUUCUUUAAGAAUGAAGGCUGAUCCCGAGACUGAUAAAACCUUAGGAUGGGUAUUGGAAAUGUAUGCAUAUGCUGUUGCUUCUGGUUUGCAUGGUGUCCAACACAUUCUUCAGAAAGAUUUUAUGCUCCAGCCGCCAAGAGACUGGGAAACUGGGAAAAGGUUUAUCAUUCAUUAUACUUACGGAUGUGACUACAAUAAGAAGGGUGAGCUAACAUAUGGGAAGAUUGGCGAAUGGCGAUUUGACAAGAGAUUACAUCUACAGAGACCUCCACCAAGAAAUCUGUCUCUGCCUCCACCUGGGGUUCCUGAAAGUGUGGUGACUCUUGUAAAGAUGGUCAAUGAAGCUACUGCUAACAUUCCAAAUUGGGAUACCGACUAAUAAAACAACGAAAACAAAAAGCUCGCCUAUAGAGUGACAUAUACAAAAAAAUUAAAAAUAAAAAAAAAUCCGUGAAUGAAAAUACUUUAUAAAGUGAAUGAAACAACUUAUGUCAAACUUUAAUUCAAGGAACUAACACAAAAACAAGCAGAUAACUUCUGUUGGUGGUGAAUCUUAUGUCAAACU